GUCAUUUUAGGGUGAUUUAAAAUGAUAUAUUAUAUUGUAAUACCAUUGUGUGCUAGUACAUUUUUUUGUAAUAUGCACCUACAGUGUCACGUGUCAUUUCAUUUGUUGAUUUGAUUUGAUGAUAUAAGAAACCUUUGCAGGUGUCGCUUUUUGGCCAGUACACAUAUCAUUAAAGCCAAACAGUCCUUGUCAUUUUGAUAGUGAACAGAAACCACCAUAUUAAAAAAGCUUUCAUACCAGACUGAAAUCUAAACAAUUUCGAACAUGGCUUCAAGGUAAUUCAUUUUUUAAAAUUUUUUAACAUUUACAUUUCAAUCAUUUAAUUAUUGAUUGUUUGGCAUUGGUUCGUUGCCACGAGACUCUUUCAGUAGUUAUGAAAGGGAUAGGGUAGAUGAAAUGAUGAGAUUCUUGUAACUUUUGGAUGACCCUUUCUUGACAAAGACAGUCCCCAUCAAUUGUCCCCAGGCUUUAUCCCCCCUCUUUUUGAGCCCGGGAGACGUUUUGUAUCUUUUGUUUGUUUAUCUGUCAGACUCACUGGCUUUAGUUUGAUUUAGUAUUGUAGAAGUUGAAGCAUGUUAUCCAUAGUAUUGCACAAAACCAUCUAAAUGUCCGUAUAUACACAGACGUUGUAUUUAUUCCAUUCAGAUUGUUUCCCAUUGACGGUUAGAUGAUCAUGAUUGAUAUUUAGAUAUUGACAUUAACUAGUUAAAAUGGUACAUAUAACAUCUUAUUUUUCAAUAUAGGGCUCACAAUGUCAAUCCUUCAUUGAAAUUGGUUAAAUAUUUGGUUUUAUUCAACAUAAUUUAGAUGUUUUGAAGUUAGUGGAAAUUGCUGCUAUUGGUGUGUAUAUGUAGGCCCUACCCGUUAAUGAAAUAGCUUUACCUCCAUUGGCCCUAUCUGGUCACAUGGUUCUCUAACUUUAUUCAGUUGACAGCAAAUAGGAGGGCUUUAUGGUGGUGGAAAAAAGACAACUCGAGAAAACAUUGUAAUUUCUACCUUCAUAAAUCAAUGGCCAUGAGUUCGUAUAUGCUGAACUCUAAGUAUGUGGACCCACAAUUUCCCCCUUGUGAGGAAUAUUCGCAAAAUAGCUAUCUACAUGAACAGGGAAGAGGCUACUACGGUCCAUCGCAGGACCCAGAUUUGCAGCAUCCAGGAAUCUAUCCACGGUCAAACUACCCCGAGCAGCCCUUCAGUUGUACCACUGUGCAUGGUCCUACAGUAGAGCCACGGGGUCAUGUGCAGGGGCGAGACAGCCACCCUAGCACUUUUACCGCACAGACCGAACCGUGUACCCCGGUCCAAGUGACUGGACCCCGGACUUGUGGUCAGCAACAAAACACAAAGAAUCAAAACGGGAUACAAGCCAAGCAGCCUGCAGUAGUUUAUCCCUGGAUGAAGAAAGUCCACGUAACUACGGUAAACCCGGAUUACACAGGACCUGAACCCAAACGGUCUCGGACAGCUUAUACAAGACAGCAGGUUUUGGAACUGGAAAAAGAAUUUCAUUUUAACAGGUAUCUGACCAGGCGGCGUCGCAUAGAGAUUGCCCAUAUACUCGUUCUCUCCGAGCGUCAGAUCAAAAUCUGGUUUCAAAACAGAAGAAUGAAAUGGAAAAAAGACCACAAACUACCGAACACAAAGGGAAGAGCUGCUUCUGCUUCCGGUCAACAGUUACCAAGUAUCCAGAAGGAUAACCAGACUGAUGUCACAACUUUCUAAGAUGGGAAAACUUUGACCGUUCAAUGAAUUGUAUAUAACAUACUAUAUUAUACAAUUGACUUUGCAUGGUCUCAAAACAUGACAUUUUGGUCAUUGUGAUUUAACGUACAAUAGUUAUAUAAUGUCAGUUACAGUCAGAAGGACCCUCGUUGUGUUGGCUCAUUGAGUUGAGUCAAUUUCCAACAUUGUAACUGAACUGAGAAGCGUUUCAUCACUACAUGCUUAACAUGCUUCGAAGAGCUAUUGCAGGUCGAAAGAAAUUUUAUUAGAGAUGUUUUCUGAUUAUACUCUUCUCGCUGAUUCUAUAAUGUCACUCUUCCCACAAGCACCACAAAAGUCAGAGUAAGGCAUGAACAUGUAUAUAUUUAUUUAAAAAAAUAAAAAAUACGUAAAAUGAUGUGAA
Molecule: messenger RNA, 2122 nt
Organism: Oncorhynchus kisutch (coho salmon)
Lineage: Eukaryota; Metazoa; Chordata; Actinopteri; Salmoniformes; Salmonidae
Product: homeobox protein Hox-D4a
Exons: 2
Coding region: 1009-1719 (236 amino acids)
Biological process (GO): embryonic skeletal system morphogenesis; positive regulation of transcription by RNA polymerase II; anterior/posterior pattern specification
Cellular component (GO): nucleus; nucleoplasm
Molecular function (GO): RNA polymerase II cis-regulatory region sequence-specific DNA binding; DNA-binding transcription factor activity, RNA polymerase II-specific
Source: RefSeq, a predicted model, not a curated record